AUGUUCAGGCAUCUCUCUUCCUCCCACACGAACUUGAAACGAGGGCUGCGGUUCUUCGGUACCGCCUCAGCGCAAAAGCAAGCCAUUGCGGGCACGGUUAGACCACAUUGGAACUAUGUCCUUUUGCACACUCAUCGUCCCCCGUCCGCGUUCGAACCCAAGCCAAAGUCGCCGCUGGAUCGUGCGCUCGCAAUGCGGGCGCGCGAGUGGGGUGGCCUCGUAAACUUCUCGUGGUCGCCAGAGCAGCGCGUGAGUGAUGCGUACGCGGGCCUCCCUGGUGCCGCAGCCGAGGGUGAAGCAGAGGUGUACGCCGCGACGGUGUGGACUGCGGACCAGCGACGGUUGGACGUGCCCGAGGUCUCGCUCAGGAACCUGGACGCCGUGGAAGCACAGAUGCGCGCGCACGCGCUCGGUCAGGGCCCUAGUGGAUGCGCGCCGGACCUCCAUCUAUAUGUGUGCACGCACGGCGCACGCGACUGCCGGUGCGGUGAGACGGGGGGCGAGGUUGCGCGGGCGCUGCAGGCGGAGGUGGAGAGGCGCGGAAUUGCGGACGAGGUCGGCGUUGGAUGUGUGGGGCAUGUUGGCGGGCAUAAGUACGCGGCGAAUGUCCUGGUGUUCCCUUAUGGUGAUUGGUUGGGUACUGUGCAAGCAGUAGACGUCCCUGGUAUCUUGGAUGAGAUCCUUGAGCGACAUGGAAGUGCUGGCUCCCACGAAGGCCAGCUGCCUCCACUCUGCCCGCCGUUCUGGCGAGGGCGCAUGGGGCUAGACAAAGACCAGCAGCUCGCGUUGUUCUCUGCGCAGGGAUGA
Molecule: messenger RNA, 807 nt
Organism: Sparassis crispa
Lineage: Eukaryota; Fungi; Basidiomycota; Agaricomycetes; Polyporales; Sparassidaceae
Exons: 3
Coding region: 1-807 (268 amino acids)
Source: RefSeq, a predicted model, not a curated record